AAGCUGGAUGAAGCUGGAAGUUGUGAGAUUAGUAGUGAUCAGUGGUAUGUCAGCAUCGUAUAGUUACGCCGAUGAUGGAUAUCGGCGCUUAUGAUAUUAUUAUUUCCAAUUUCAACUUUGGUGUUUGGAAAUCUGGAGUUGAGCUGCGGAGUCAUACGCUAUGAAUAAAUGCCGAGGUGUUCGUCAAUAUUUCUCCAAUUUUGUAUAUGGUAACCUCGAAAUGAGCCCACAGAAAACCGCUGCUGACGAGAGGUCAUAUCUCUGGCCAUAGCAGUUGGGGAGUAAUAUUUCAAACAAUGACAAAAUAAAUUACCAAGAUAGUAUUUGUCGGAAAAAAUUAUAGAACUCCACAAUGGUAACUGUCAAUAAUCUUCAGAGAAUAUGAUCCCACAUAAGAGAAAGAAAGCGAGUGCGUUGGACAGCGCAAGUAUAUCCAGGAGUCGUCGAACAUCCUUGAACGUAAACUUGAGCUACGUAUCGAACACAACAGUAUCUCCAGAAAAUGAAAGUAUCGAUUCUUUCUCACCAACAUGGUAUGCUAAUUCUGAUUCCUUGGAAAAUACCGUCCUUUCACCAAACGCAGCUCCUAUUAUGUCUUCAUUUAGGAAUGUAACGGUGCGAAAGCGCUCUUUGCGAAGAAGGUUCAGUGGACUGAUUAAGAAUGAUGUUAGUAACAUGGGUGAGGCAAUACAAGCUGUCGAGCCAAGGGUGCUGGAUUGUGAAAGUAUUAUUUCUGUGGAAAAAAAGAGGGAGUCCGAUGCAAGAAGAAAACAUCUAGACACAAUCAAACCUGCGAUUGUAAGUUUAACCAGAAUACCUGUAACCUGUGAAAAUAGAAAACUAAUUGGAAGUCAAGAGCCUUUCGUAAAUUUGGUACCUUCUGAAAAUACCAGGCUUUCACACCUUUUAGAAGAUGUCCGCGUUCCACUUGAAGGUGAAAUAUUCUCCCAAUCAGCAACUAUACUUGUUGAAACUUCUAUGGAUAUCACAGAGGUACAAGGGGGAAUCAUCCCACAUGUCAACCCAAGUAUUGAAAAUACUCUGCAUUCACGUAGCAAUGAUAGUGGUAUAAAUUACGAUUCAUCAAACGUUGUUCAAGAUACAGAUAACUCCAGAUAUGAGGAAAAUAGAAUAGGUUGUGCAACAAUAAUUUCAGAAACUGAACAAGAUAGUAUGAACUCAGCGGGCACUUCCUUGAAUGUGAAUACUUCUUUGGACUCAAGGUUUAGUGUCAAGCCAAACAAUAGCCUCUAUGACCCUAAUGAAGUCACCGAAAUUAUAUCCCGCGAACAUGAUGUUGCUCAAAAUCAUAGCAAAAAUGUUUACCACCUUAAUUUGCAAUCUUCAGAGGAUAAUGUACCGACACAUUCUAUCAUGGUCACUUCAGCUGUCAUAGAACGUGAAGAUUCAGCUAGUGAUGCGCAGGAUACAAACAUUACUAGCAUCAACCCAGAAUCUGAACAAUUAAAUGAUCAUAAUACCUUGUUAUCCGAAAAGACAAAAACGGAUGGCAAGAAAUCUCUGAGGAAAUCUCAUACAGCAAGUAGUCAAAAGACUCGUCUACAGAAUGAUAUUGAUUCGACAAAUACCUGGUCGUGUGAAGAUAUCGGGAAUAGAAGUUCUCAUCUGAAUAUCAGUGAUCAUAAGUCUCAACAUAACAACCAGACCCCACCUAAGGACUCUCCCAGUAAACAAGUUAAAAAAAAAAAAAAAUUAUUGAGAUUACGUAUGUCAGAAGUGGUAGACUUAUCUCCAGUCUCAGUCAAAAUAGUGCCAGGAAAGCGCCCAUUACCUAAGAGACGGAGAAGAAAGAGGUUGAAUAAAACAGCCAAAUCAAUUAGUGAUACAAAGGCAAUUGCUAAAAGAAAUGAAACCUUGUCAGAAAGUGACAAUGAUAUGGAAGAAAUAGACCCUGUACCAAAGAAAGCUAAAAAGAUAAGAAGAAUAAAGGCUAAAAAGAUUAUCAUUAAAAAAAUCGCAGAUUGUGAUUUGUGGAACCAAUUGAACGGAAAUUUCGGUACAGUGCCUGAUAGUUGUAACGAGAUCAGCUUAGCUUUGGAAAAAACGUCCCUGGAUGAUUUUGAACCAAAAAUGCUUAUGACUCAACGUAAACAUCGAAUGACUCGACCUAAAAUAAUAAUUGUUGCAACUGGAUUGCCAAUCGCGCAGAAGGUAUUACUGAAGAGUGUUGUGAUGACUCUUGGAUCAGCUAAGCUUGAAAAAAUCGUUACCCGUUACACGACGCACGUCGUUUGCAAAGGUAUACGAACAGUGAAUAUGCUGCACGGCAUUCUUAGAGGUUGUUGGCUGGUGACUUUUCAAUGGAUCUCUGAAUCUCAAAAAGCUGGAAAAUGGAUUGAUCCUGAAAAAUAUGAACUUACUAGUUUUUCCAAAGCUGUACAGGAAAGUCGUAGGGAAAGAAAAUUAUUUGGUGCAGCGUAUGUCUCGGAAUUAUUUCUCACAUGCGGUUUAAUCCACAUCAAAGAAGGAACGUCUACCCCAACGUCGGUUUUAAAAGAACUUAUUCGUGUCGCUGGUGGUCAUGUAACUGCAAACCCAGAGGAAGCCAAAAUCAUUGUGGGUCGGGGAGGAGUGAAGGAGGUUUGGAUCUUAGAUUCAAUCACGAAUGCGGAACUCCAGCCGCUGGAACAGUAUAGUAAAACAAAAUGCAUGAAUCAAUAACUGAUUUAUCAUCCUUAAUUACGUUAUCAAUUUAUUUUUUGGUUUCAACAUAUUUUGUAAUAUUUAUUUAUAACUAUCCCCUUGAUAAAAUUGUAUACAUAUUUAAAAUCAAAAGAAUUUUCUGAUGAAUUACGAUUCAAAUCAAUGUAAAUAGAAUAUAUAAAUCUUGAGGGAGCUAUAAGAUAUAUUUUGUAUCUUUAAAAAAAGCUAAAAUAGACAUGACAAAUAUAGUAUA
This is a messenger RNA of Athalia rosae (coleseed sawfly), 2917 nucleotides long. RefSeq lists its product as uncharacterized. The record is from RefSeq and is a predicted model, not a curated record. Gene Ontology annotation, biological process: mitotic cell cycle. Bases 382 to 2682 code for a protein of 766 amino acids. Lineage: Eukaryota; Metazoa; Arthropoda; Insecta; Hymenoptera; Athaliidae. The transcript has 5 exons.